Drosophila persimilis is the source of this 454-nucleotide messenger RNA. RefSeq names its product HIG1 domain family member 2A, mitochondrial. The record is from RefSeq and is a predicted model, not a curated record. Gene Ontology annotation, biological process: mitochondrial respirasome assembly. Bases 30 to 344 code for a protein of 104 amino acids. The transcript has 2 exons. Gene Ontology annotation, cellular component: mitochondrion. Lineage: Eukaryota; Metazoa; Arthropoda; Insecta; Diptera; Drosophilidae.
UCGCUUUUGCUCUAGAAAGAAUUUGAAAAAUGUCGAGCAAGGCACAAAUUACUCUUCCCGAAGAGGAAUUGGAUUGGAUUCAGCUGCGCCAGGAUCUGGGACCCGUGAUUGAGGUGGAAACCACCAAGGAAAAGCUGCAGCGCAAAAUUAAGGAGAACCCGCUGGUUCCGAUUGGAUGCCUGGCCACUACCGCGGCCCUGACAAUGGGCUUGUACAACUUCCGUACUGGCAAUCGAAAGAUGUCCCAAUUGAUGAUGCGCACCCGUAUCGCUGCCCAGGGAUUCACAGUUGCCGCCUUGAUUAUCGGCGUUGUGAUGACUUAUGGCGAAAAGAAAACCCCCUAAUUGCUACAAAAGAUACCAUUAAUACCAUGUAGCUUUAAACUAAAACCUGAAAUUUAAACUUAAAAUGGCAGAUAUAUAUAUAUAAAUAGAUAUAUAAUGUAUAAAAUUGA